Messenger RNA from Pieris macdunnoughi, 3093 nucleotides. The record is from the annotation of a GenBank genome assembly. Lineage: Eukaryota; Metazoa; Arthropoda; Insecta; Lepidoptera; Pieridae.
AUGGCUUUAUUAGAAAAGAUCUUUGUUACCAGAUAUCGAAAACAAAACAAUGACAAUCGAAACUUACGAAGCAGAUCUUGUGAAGGAGCUAUAGAGCAAGUGCGUUUACUGCUAUAUAAAGAGUGUGAUAAGAGAGGGAAAAAAGUAUUAUUUGAUUCAUCAACAAUAGAGAAAUUAUUAGCAAAUAAAAAUGACAAACCUGAGAGUGGCACUAUACCCUGCAUUUUGGAAGUGUCAGAAGGCUACACAUAUUUGUAUAAAGGCCCGGCAGCUGAUGCGGGCUUACUCGGUGAGAUGAUGUUCGGAGCUGUGGCCAUGAACUGCAAGAGUGUCUCAUUGAAAAUUCACAUCAUGGAUGACCCUAAAAGGCUGAUGUGCACAAAGAUAUUCUGUGUACCAACAACAAGAAGAACAAGUGGCAAGUCGGAUAUAAAUGGGAAUAUCAGUGAUAUAAACUCUUCUUCGGCAUUAAAUGUACCAACGAAGGAGGGAAUGUCCUUGAGCUUCUCAAUUGAUCGUGGUGAUUCAGGUUUCUAUGGCGAUCAGUCUUCAUACAGCACAUUGGGGUCGAAUAUAGAUUUCUAUCCGGUAAUGGAAAAUUGGGAUGGAAAUACCCAAGAAUAUUCGUUUUCAUCGUCCAGCAUGAUAAGCUCAAGUAGCAGCUUGCGCAGGCGCACGUCACAGAGUCUAGCGACGCGAUUCGAUCUCUCUACGUCACUGCGGGUGCCUACUAUUUCCACGAUUUCCACUGAUUCACAGGUAUACAGUAAUAGUUCAAGUGGUACGAAUGAGAGCCUCGCUUCGUGUCAGCCAUCAAGAAGACGGAAACUGGGCCUCGCGUUGCUGAUCACAGUAUCUGAGAGUGCUGAUGUGGACGUAAUACGACGGUGUGUGGAACAUUCAAACCAGCUCCAAUCCUUGGUGUGCCGACUGCGGCUGGCUACAUUAAGAGCUGGGUCUGGGAAUAAAUUCGUUUCGACAUUGUGUAAGGCCACUGAGGACGCAGCGAGAUGGUUGUCGGAUCUAAUGUAUGGUGUACGUUUGCAGCCACUAUGGUCAAAUCUUGUUACAAGUGACCCGAGACAGUCAAAUAAAAUCGCUGAGAGCAUAAUGUCAGAUCUCUGUUCGGUGAUCGCCUUGGGAGACACGAAGAACACUAAUUUUUUCAUCAGCACCUUACUAACGCACGUGCUGACACAUCAUCUCGGUUGGGUGACUACAGUGAGCCCUUACGAUGCUGUCGAUCCCACAAAACUUCCCAAAGGGGAUCCCAAAAGACCGUAUAACGCAUUAUGGGCACAAUUAGGAGACCUCUGUGGAAGCAUUGGCUUUCCCCCUCGAACUGCAAGGACUAUUGUGGCUGGUUCUACAAAUACACCAUUUAUCAACAGACUCUUAAGUGUUCUUACCUAUUUCGUGAGGUGCGGUGAUGUGAAACGAAACGAUUUUCUAUAUCAAGACUGUGCGCAAAGUUGUAAAGUUACGUUAGUUGACUCUCGGACUUUUGAAACCGAGGUUUCAAGUAAAGUGCGUUGUGUGAAUGAUAAUAAUGAAAACUUAGCAGUGAAUACGUCAAGCGAUAGUCGGUUGGGUGUGGCAGAUGGUCUUAAAAAAUCUACAACACUCACUAAUUUAAGUGACAAGCUCUCUAACCCAGAAACCAGUUCAAAGAGUGAGGCGGGCCAGAUUCGAAGAAAUCCAUCUAUCAUGAUCUCUUUGGGAGGCUCGACAGAUUCCAGUCAAAAAUCUUCGUUAACAGAAGAAAGUGAACUCGAGAAGAAAGUAGUUUUUGUUCUGGGAGACGAUGAAAAAUUAGUAGGCUUGAAGAAUAAAUCGGUUGGCGGGAAGAGUGUAAAGAGAUCGUCCAAAGUGCACAACGAACCAGUCAACGUAGACCUUCCAGAAAAACCGAAUUGUGAUAAAAGUUGCGAGAAGAAGCCAGAAGACAGUUCAUCCAAGUGCUGCAGCCUAACACUUGAACAUUCCAAACCCAUUAAACAUUCCGGUUUUAAGUUUGAGUUCGAUAAGUAUCCUCAAAUAGUGACCAACUACAUGAAGAGCAAGAACUUGGAGAUUUUAGAUAGACAUUAUAUAGGCAAGCCGGGAAAUUUGAAGUUGGACAAUUUCCAGUUCGACCCCACUAUAAUCCCGCCUAUACAGGAAGAGAGAUGUGAGACUUGCUACAAGUGCCAGAUGAUGGAAUCUCUACUGCAGACACCGACUAACGCCUCUGAAAUGGAGUACAUGAAUGAUAUGCCCCGACAAGAGCCUCAAUACGCGAAGGAAACGGUCACACAGGAGAGUCAGCGAGAGAUUUCCCCGAAAACAUUUGUUCGGAAAAGAAAAGAAAACACUGUCAUUAUAAACGUAAAGAAAAACGAAGAUUCACAGAUAGAAUCAAGUAGUGUUGAAAACGUGGGCUUAACAACAUUGCCAAACACAAAGGAAUCUUCGCAAAGCAAACUGCAGCCCAGAGUGAUGUCGGCAACGAAAGUUUCACGUGCAAAGAAAGAAAGAGUGGAUGUGAGACAAGUGAUAGAGUUCCCACUUCCUGCCAUAAAUUUAGUGAAUAAACUGAACACUGGCUUUGAUGUCUCCCUUCUAGGUGGAGUCACAGAUCAUUAUGUACCUGAUUUAGUUUUACAAGGGACUCUAGCGAAUCCCAAAGUCUGGGAAGCUGAAUUGCGGAGGGACCUAGACCUGACUUUGUACCUGAAUAAGACUUUGGACUCACCAAUGCAAGCGGUAGCCAUAGUCGGUGAUACUAACAAUUGGGAAGUGCGUAUAUUAGGUAGGGAUUGUGGCUGCGGGGGUUUAUCACCACUGGUGGGCGGAAUGUUAGAUGCGUUACCCGCAAUGCGUAUGGCGAGGGUACCCGCACAUCAGUGUCUCCUCUUCCUUGAGAGCAAACUUCGGGAAUUCUGUGUUUUGUCCAAAACCCUCGCAGAUAUGCUGAUGUCGACCGACUUUUGUGACAUCAUUACGCUCACCAGAUCACUCAACAUUGAUGUUAAUGAUGUGCCGUUAUUGUUGGCUGUGGCGAGUACGCAUACACCACAAGUGGCCACGCGAUAUGGAAUCACGUAUAGGUAG